UCCCGAAAUCUUGCCCAUCCCCUUAGUGGGUACGCACCAUGAAAACUGGACCGUCAUCAUCGUACGUACUCGUGUUUGGUCAAAGGCUCUGUAUAGUCUGACGUGCUAACAGGUAUGCAGCGCUAUCCUUUUUAUUAUUUUUUUUUGCUCGUUACGCGUUACGUGCCUAUUCGAGCAUGUGAAGGAUGUUUAGUCGUGCGCAGCCUCUCGCGUGAAACAUGAAUGGCGUUUUCGUCCGAACUGGCAUAUUCCACCGGUUGCAGGCGUGUUUAGCGGUGGCGGAAUCACAGGAAUAUUUGACGCCCCAGUCAAAUUCUGAAACCCUGGUAUUCGUCUUUUCUCCCCAAAGGCAAAUGGAUCUUGAAGUGGCGUUCCAGCAAGUAACGACGCGCUACGUUGGCAGCGUUCACGGUCUCUUCAACUUCCUUGAAGCAAUCCUAGGCUCCAUCAUCGCUUGCCUGUACUUCAUGUUCGGCGUCGAGUCCCGCAGCCAGCAGUUCUUGUACCUGACGGCCAUGACGUACGGCAUCAACGAUGUGCACUUCAUCUUCUCCGCGCUGCUCUCGGAAGCCGAUUCCACCUUCCUGCCGUCAUCCAUCUACUUCGUCUUGUAUCAACUGACGGCAUCAUUUUGUUACAUCAUCAACGCCAUCGUGAUCAUGCAAACGUACAACAGCCCCGGCGACUGCAUCUUUGGAGGGCUCGGUGGGCUCAUCUGCGGCCUUCUCCACGCAGGUCAUCUUGUUUACACUCUGAAGUGACUCAGUCGUUGUGCCCUUGUCUCGAAAAACACGCUGUCGUUCG
Messenger RNA from Rhipicephalus sanguineus (brown dog tick), 804 nucleotides. RefSeq lists its product as uncharacterized. Lineage: Eukaryota; Metazoa; Arthropoda; Arachnida; Ixodida; Ixodidae. The transcript has 4 exons. The record is from RefSeq and is a predicted model, not a curated record. Bases 219 to 761 code for a protein of 180 amino acids.